Archocentrus centrarchus (flier cichlid) is the source of this 2276-nucleotide messenger RNA. Its product is annotated as caspase-8-like. Gene Ontology annotation, molecular function: protein binding. The transcript is spliced from 9 exons. Bases 78 to 1037 code for a protein of 319 amino acids. The record is from RefSeq and is a predicted model, not a curated record. NCBI's taxonomy places the organism in Eukaryota, Metazoa, Chordata, Actinopteri, Cichliformes, Cichlidae. Gene Ontology annotation, biological process: regulation of apoptotic process.
AUUUGGCGGUUUGGUUUCGGUACCUAAUUACGCUUUCCCUGAACACAAGGACAAGGAGUUCCCGCGGAUCAUUCAACAUGAAAGCUAAAGAUGCAUUGAGGAACAAUAAAACAGCCAUUCAUGGGAUUCUGUCCGGAGAAAAAACGGAUUACCGCCUAAUCCUCAACAAAGUCCAUGAGAAAAAGCUCAUAACUCAGCGGGAGUACAACAACCUUAAAUACAUUGAACACGCAACUGUGGAGACGUACGUUGUUGAGCUUGUGGAUAAGAUCAUGAAUAAAGGAGAAGAACAAUGCAAAGAGUUCCUGGACCUCCUGCAAACCGAUGAUGAAAUUAAACAAACUUUCCCAGAGCUGAAUCACUUACAACUGAAUCACACCCGCUCUUUAUCCGAGCCCGUCCAAGCCUCUUCAAGCCAGCAUGGUGUUCUGUCAGGAGAUGGCUCCAGCCAAAGGGAGGUGAGGUCCUACUCCUGGAAAGCAGCUCAACAUAACAGCCCUGAUGAGAGCAGCUCCGUGAUCAAUAAUCAGACUUUGAUGGCCAUAAGCGAAAAUCUGGACUCUUCUGAGGUAGCAGGGCUUUGCUUCUUAUGUUGUGAUAUUGUCAGCAGGAAACAUCUGGACGAGGUUGUGGAUGCCGCAGGACUGAUCUUGAGAUUAAGUGAAAACGGUCUGCUGGGGAACGUUACGUUCCUCAAGCAGCUGCUCUGCAUUAUCCAUCGAAAAGACCUCGCCGACCUCUUACAGACAGACAGGAGACAACCAGAGGAAAUAGAUGCUGGAUUUCCGCUGUCAAAAUACAGGCUGAUGCUGUACAAAAUAUAUGAUGAUGUGACAACAGACAGUCUUAAACGCAUUAAGAUUCAACUGAGGUCAAAGCUGAGCAGAAGAGAACUGGAUCAGUGCAAAACUAUGCUGGACGUGUUUGCUCAGAUGGAAAAGAGAAAUUUAAUAUCAGACACAGAUGUUGAUGAGCUCUAUAAUGUACUGCAACACCUGGAUGCAAAACUGGCAAAGAUUGUGAAGAAUUACAAAUAAGGUGGAGAAGAUACAGUUUAAUAUGAUGGACAACCAGACCCAGAGCCCGCCUUUCUUUAGCCAGUAGAUGGAUGAUAUCCUCACAGUCCUGACACGUGUGAACAGAAAGGUCAUCAGAAGAGAGUAUUCAACCAAGAAGCUCAUCCUCAAAUAUGUGUGACCAAGUGCAACACAAAGUCCCAGAUUCACAUGAUUACAGACAUCUUAUACUAUUGUGUUUUUAUUGGUGGCUGUACAGAAUCUGAGGUAAAACACUUUCUACAGAUAGUUACACAGUAUGUAUAAAUAAAUGACUUUCUUCAGGCACACAAAGGCAAGAAAAGAGGAAACUGUCACUCUUGUUUUGAAUCCCUUUUUAUAUAGAGAAGCAUUUGUGAUAUUUUACUAGAGGGCAUUCGUGAUAAACAUUUAUAUUUAAUGGUUUUAGACAAAGUGAAACAUAAUCACAGAUUAUAACAUUUUGCCCAUUCAAAAGGAAGGAAAUGUUACCACUGGAAAAGUGGAACUGAACUCUAUUUUAUCAUUUAAUUCUAAAUUCAUAUAUUUGUGUUGAAUUAUUCAACAUUCAGCUAUGUUUUAAAAAAUAUACAGCAUCUGUCUUUAGUAGGUGUCAUUUUCCUCUGUGCCUUUAAUAGUAAGCAGUACAUACAGUAUCAGUAAUUUUCCUCUACACUCACUGACAGGCCUUGUUGUGAAAAUGGAAAAUGAUUAUAGAUACCAAGGCUGUAAACAUGUUUAUUCCUGCUGUAGAGUUGGGAGUUUGAAAGGAUUGACUCAGUGCCCGAUGUUUAUUUGUAUCGGUGUGCAACAUGAAUGAACUACACUACACGAUCAUUCCCAAUGCUAUCACUAUAGCAUAUAGAUUUUGAUCUAUAAAAUAGAUCAAAAUCAGCAAACACUCAAGAUGGUACAAAGCACAAGAAUGUCAUGUCUGCUUUAUUAAGGCUAUAAAAGAUCAAAUAUGUUAAAUACAGAAAUACAGAAAUGUAGAAAUUUUUGCAAAUUUAUUAAAAAAGAAAAACUGAAAUAUCACAUGGUCAUACGUAUUCAGACCCUUUGCUCAGUAUUGAGUAGAAGCACCCUUUUGAGCUAGUACAGCCAUGAAUCUUGUUGGGAAUGGUGCAACAAGUUUUUCACACCUGGAUUUGGGGAUCUUCUGCCAUUCUUCCUUGCAGAUCCUCUCCAGUUCCAUCAGGUUGGAUGGUGAACAUUGGUGGACAGCCAUUUUCAGGUCUCUCC